CAUUUUUGAAAUAUAGACUGCAUCUACCCACAGAUGAGGCUAUUUUUUGCGGCAUCCUACAUAAUACCAAGAGCUGCAGGCGUAAUUCUGGCAGGAAAUCGUUCGGUUCCGGACUACUUCUCCAGCAGUAUCCUCGCAGUUGAAGUACUUCAGGAGGUACGGUAACUGGUUAGCACCAUAAUUGCGCGAUGGUUUCAGGCAUGAGCUGCAAGCUACAAUAUCAGCUGUUUGUGUUCUACAGACUCCUUUAACAACAGAUGACGAUUUUCUACCCACCUCAUAAAUCAACGAGCAGCAUCCAUACAUGGGUGUGUAAACACUUUCACACGAGCUGAUACACAACCCAGCAAAUAAUUUCCUUGUCAUAACUCUCACAAUAUGAUGCGAAGCUGAAAACCGGAUCAUUAUCAACCAGGAGUGGCAAGCUUGGUGUCAUCAAAUGAUUCAAAUGCCGAGUCAAUGUAUGACAGUAUUUACCAUGCCCUGAUAGUCAGUUGAAGGCCAAAAAUUGACUUUCACGUGCAUGAAUAGAUACUGACUUCACCAAACAUGUCGAGACCGAUUUCCUUAUGUGGUGCUAGAGACUCGGCUACAAGAUCGCCUAUCUUUGAGUCAGACAAGGGCUCCAUUUCGAGAAUACAUUUGACUCCAGAGCUUUCCAGACAGGGUACUGCCCAGGCUACCUCAACAGAUCCCAAGGGCCCUCUCGGCCUCAAUCUUUUGUAUGAUCCAAGCGAGCCUCUUGUUGACUUCAUUUUCGUUCAUGGGCUCGGUGGCGGUUCGAGAAAAACUUGGAGCAAAACUGCUUCGGUGAAGGACUUCUGGCCACAGGAAUGGCUUCCACAAGAUCCUGCCUUUAGGCAUGUCCGCAUACAUAGCUUCGGAUAUGACUCUGACUGGAUCAAAGGGAGAAAGAACGUCCUGAAUAUUCAUCAUUUUGGGAAAUCGCUGUUAGGGCAAAUAAGUACGUUGCCACGCUUGAGAGAUUCGGACACGCCCAUUGUUUUGAUUGGACACAGCAUGGGAGGAUUGGUUAUCAAAAAAGCUUACAACUUGGCAAGGCAAGUUGCCGCUUACGAGUCUUUGGCACAUCGUGUGCAUUCAAUCGUCUUCCUUGCCACUCCGCAUCGUGGUUCCGACUCCGCCAAACUCCUGGGCAAUAUACUCUGGUUUGCCUCGAGUUCGAAAGAGUACGUGAAUGAGCUCAGAGAACACUCUGGCACUAUCCAAACCAUUAGCGAUGAGUUUCGAAAUUACGAGCGAGACCUGGACCUGUGGUCCUUCUAUGUGACUUCUCCCCUCAAGAUAGGAAAGAUCGCCAGCCAACUCAUUGUUGAGCCGGACUCAGCAGUUAUGGGCUGCUACAAUGAGAAACAGAUGUCGUACCACAUAGCGCAUUCCGAUCCGCGCUCUGACGAACUUUUGGCUCUUCUAGACAAAUUUCUCAAGUUGAAUGUCUUGUCCUGGAUCGAGAUCAUUGCACAAACACAAGAUCUCAUCUUCUUCAUCCGUGUUGCAAAGCACUUACGGUCCUAUCUCAAGGCAUGCUCCAUUGAGAGGUCCCCUUUGAGUAGAGAGGUGUCUCUUCUCAGAGGCUGGACGACGGAUCUUAUUCGAAUCACUGCAAAAUUCGCAGAUGCGCUUGUUCUGUCCCCUUCAGCUAUUUAUUCUCUCAUCUUACCAUUUUGUCCCACGUCGUCUUCCGUCUACAAGACAUCUAAUAACGGACGAAGACUGGCGAUAUUAGGACUCUCCCACUCACAAUGGGAUGACCGAGUAUCCUGCAUUGAUUUUGUCCAUGGGCGGACGAGUGCAGUCGGUGUCGGCGAUCAUUUCUUAGGAGUUGGCCUUACAACUGGGACAGUCAUUGUAUAGCAUGCAUCAUCUUACCAGGAGAUCAGACGAUUAGAGCUUGGCGAAGCUGUCAAAUUCCUACAAUUCAAGGAGCAGUCCGAUCUUAUGGCAACGUGUAGUAUCAAGAAUGUGAGACUAUGGGAUGCUCGAAGAAGUGUACUAAUCCAUACCUUUCAGGUAACCCAACGGCCAAUAAGUUUGGCAUUCGACGGGCACUUGCUGGGGGCUGCUUCUUAUCAAAAUAGCCUGAUGACGUGGGAUUUGGACAACAACGGAGUACAAAAGCCAGAUGUCUCAUGGAACGACCCUGAGUCGCUGACUGGCUCACGCUUUCGUCGACCACCAACCGCUAUCUCGAUCUCUACGAGCCAUCAAAUGCUCGCGGUGGCAUAUAGCGGAAGAUCCAUAUUGCUAUGGGACCUGGCCGGAGAUAGUUUCUACGGCAAUUGUGGCAGGAAACGGUCUGAUGGCGAGACCAGCACUCAUGUUAUCCCCUCUCUCCUUUUCAACCCAAACUAGAGUAUUGGGCUUCUGGCUGCGUCCUAUCUGGAUGGGCAACUUGCGAUACUUGAUCCAUUCAACGACCAGGAACAAUGCACUCUCCGCGCUGACUGUCACGUCCUUGCUGCUAGUCUGGAUGGUCGUUUGCUCGCAGGAGCUGCUGGCUCUGGAAUUAUCCAAGUGUACGAGUUCGAUACGUUAAAGUUGCUUUACAGGGUGCAAUCGUCCAACUUCUACAUCAAGCAAUUGGCCUUUAGUCCAGAUGGGCUUCAUUUUGUGGAUAUUCGUGGUACUCAAUGCAAUGUGUGGGA
Molecule: messenger RNA, 2666 nt
Organism: Cadophora gregata
Lineage: Eukaryota; Fungi; Ascomycota; Leotiomycetes; Helotiales; Ploettnerulaceae
Exons: 2
Coding region: 550-1875 (441 amino acids)
Molecular function (GO): hydrolase activity, acting on ester bonds
Source: RefSeq, a predicted model, not a curated record